Morchella sextelata is the source of this 1968-nucleotide messenger RNA. RefSeq lists its product as uncharacterized. Bases 1 to 1968 code for a protein of 655 amino acids. The transcript has 5 exons. Gene Ontology annotation, molecular function: actin binding. The record is from RefSeq and is a predicted model, not a curated record. NCBI's taxonomy places the organism in Eukaryota, Fungi, Ascomycota, Pezizomycetes, Pezizales, Morchellaceae.
AUGCCGUCCAUACUGAACAAGGACGACAAGCUAGUCGUUAAACGCGCAGUACCUAGUCCAUCAAACAAUAUCAUCACUGUCGCUGUCGCACGACUCUACGUGAACUAUCCAAAUAAGCACAAAUGGAACUUCACCGGAAUCAGUGGGGCGGUGGUACUGGCCGAGGACUUGGUCGGACACACGUUUUUCUUCAAAAUAGUCGAUGUUACUAGCAACAAAGGCGUGAUAUGGGACCAGGAGCUCUACGAGGGCUUCAAGUACAAUCAUGACCGAACCUUCUUCCAUACUUUUGAGCUCGAAGACUGCAUGGCAGGGUUUUCAUUUGCGGAUGAGAAGGAAGCUGCAGGGUUUCACAAAAAGGUUGAGACACGAGAAAAAUACGCAAAAUCCAAAGGCCGCCCCGCUGGAUUCAGCGCACACAUACCGCAUCCUCACCUUCCUCAUAUGGGACGCAGCGAUAGCGUUUCUCGCAAUUCACCCUCUCCCCCUGCGCCGAAGGCUCAAAACGGAGGCGAUGUGCCGUUUUCAAUAGACAACCCAGACCCGGAGUUCCAGGCACUCCUAAAAGAGUUAAUGGACAUGGGAAUUACGGCAGAUCAGAUAAAGGAUAACGAAGACUUUAUCAAGAGUUAUAUCGCCGAGAAGGAAAAGAAUGCUGAGGCAGAGAAGCGUAAGCGACUAUCGAAUGGGAAUGGGAAUGGAGUCUCCUCCACCCCCGCCGCCUGCACCCCCGCAAUCUGCACCCCCACCACCCUCUGUGCCGCCUCCGCCGCCUGUACUCAGGAAUGGCAUUGGUCAACUGAGUCCUCAAGCAACUGGAAGCUCGACCAAGUCACGGAGGGGACCACCACCCCCUCCACCAAUACCCAGGGGGUCAAGGCAUUUAGCUUCUCAAUCGAAUGGCUCGUCACCGCCUCCCCCACCGUCCCGAUCUCCAGCUCCACCGCCGCCGCGAGCUGUAUCUCCGCCUACCCAGCCACGAUUUGGGGUCCCCCCUCCGCUUCCUACUGCUGGUGCCUAUGCCAAUUCAGCUCCACCACCCAGACCAGGUCCACCACCACCACUACCGCCUACAGAAAGAGCACCGCCACUACCGCCGAAGACGCCACUGGAGGAGAAUACUCCGACAAGGUUUGCAGUUCCACCGCCUUUCCAGCCACCGAGCCGGCCUCCGCAGGCUCCUCCGCAGGCUCCUCCGCAGGCCCCUCCAAGCCGAGGACCACCGAUACCUGUUCUACCAUCACGACCAGCACCCCCAGGACCCCCACCACCACCUCGGCCACCGAUGUCCCACCAGCCCGUCCACCGCCGCCGCCGUUCCAACCCCCUCCGGUUGUUGCGGCCCCACCACCAGCUCCCCCACCACCCCCGCCACCUCCACCACCCCAGUCAUCCGGACCUCCCAUGAUGAUCGGUUUCCCCAGCGGACCUCCCCCAACACCUCCCAGCAUGCCCGGGUUCAGCAACAAUACGCCGCCUCCACCAGUGGUGUCCAUGCCCGGCUUUAGUUCGGGUGCAUCACCGCCACCACCGCCCCCGCCACCACCUCCUUCCGGUGGCAUGUCCGGCUUCGGUGGAUCUGCACCACCACCACCACCGCCGCCGCCGCCGCCAAGCUUUGGGUUUAGCAAUAAUGCCCCUCCUGCACCACCACCACCUCCACCUGGGAUGGCUCCUGGUGGAGCACCUCCGCCCCCGCCACUACCAGGCCGAGACGAAGGCGCAGCACCGUUACCCAGCAAGAGUGCUCUGCCCCCUGGAGAUCUGCUAGCGUCUAUCAGAGGUGCGGGAGGAAUUGGUGCGCUGAAGAAGACAAAGACGGUCAAGGACGCAAGCGCCCCAGCUAUCAAGCCGUCAGCUACACCAGCACCGGCCAGUAACCCAAUGCUUGCGUUGCAACAAGAGCUGGAUAAGAGAAAGGGCAAAGUUUCAAACCAGAGUGAUGAUGAGGAUGACGGCGACUGGUAA